GCGAAUCGCAUAUUUACCGCAUGCCGAUAAAAACGUAAACAAACAACAAUGGCAUUAAAUUUCGACGUAAAUAUAGAAAGCGAGAGUGAAGAAGAUCCAUUCGAAGAUGGAAAUACAGUUAAAAAUAUUCAGGAGCAUUUUCGUCAUGAAUUUACUCAGGUUCAUCAGGAGGCAACAAGUUUGAAACGGAAAUAUAUAACACAUGCUGCAAACAGCAACGAUUUCUCAAAAAUUUCUAUCGGAAUAGGAAAUGAGAUGCAAGUUUAUGACGUUACAGAAAGUGGUUUAAACAAGUAUGUCGGAAAAAAUGAAUUUGGACAAUUUGAACAUCCAGUAUCUGGUUUAAAGUUUUUCCAUGAUGAUCCCAACAUAGUUUUCGCAUCAACAUCAGCAGGUGAAAUUCACAUGUACGAUCUUCGAUCUUUCUCCAGAAUUCAUACGUUCGAAGAUGAUUCGGAGUUGAUAGUGAAACCCGUAAACUGUUUUGAUGUGAAUGCGAAUGAUCGUCUUUUAUGUGCUGGAAGUGAUGAACUCAAUCACAACGUAUACUUAAUGUUCUUUGAUAUUCGUGAAAGAAGAUUCAUGGGAGGAUAUUUUGAGUCACAUCAAGAGGAAGUCACUGAUGUAAAGUUUCAUCCAACAGACCCCGACACACUUUGCAGUGGAUCCACUGAUGGACUUAUAAACAUCUUUGAUUGUAAGAAGGAAAAAGAAGAAGAUGCCUUGCAAUUCAGUUUGAACACAGAAGAUUCAAUAGCAAAACUUCAGUGGCAUUAUCAUGAUAAGCUUUCUUGUAUCACAAAUACCAACGAGCUUCUUCUUUACGAUGCAAACGAACAUGAUUUAUUGAAGAAGUGGAACCGUUCAUCAAUUACCGAAGCCAUCAAAAGGAAAUCAGUUAUUGAUUGCAAUCUUAUCGAUUGCUACAAUUAUGGAACUGACGAGAUGUUAUUAUUAGCAACUUCAAACUAUAACAAAGGAGAAUGCAUCAGAAGUGUGACGUUCAGUGAAAACACUCUCGAUCCUGUUGGAAACUUUUCUGGAAAUUCUCAAAUAAUCAGAGCGAGCUUAUACAAUGCUAAAGAAAAUCUUUUCUUCACAUUUGGUGAAGGUGCAAUCAUUUCUUUGUGGAAGGAAAGUGAAAGUGCUGCAACUAACAUGAACGUCAGCCUCAAGGAAGAUUCUUCAGUUAAAAAGAAACUCAAAAAGAAAUCAAAUCCUUAUUAAAUUUUCAAAGUUUUUAUUAAUGGAUUUUGGAAUAAAAAUUAAUUUCUUUUUAAUAUAA
This is a messenger RNA of Clunio marinus, 1285 nucleotides long. NCBI's taxonomy places the organism in Eukaryota, Metazoa, Arthropoda, Insecta, Diptera, Chironomidae. The record is from the annotation of a GenBank genome assembly.